AUUAACCACAACUGUCACUUGAGCCUGAGAUGCACGCUGCCAGCACGUUUCCUUGAGCCACACUACAGCUCUGUCCACACUGUUUUUCUAUUUCAAUCAUCCUUAUUUUUUCAUUUCUCUGUUCCGUUUAACAAUAUACUUUCCAGUCAACGACACACACCCUUGGCUAUCUACUACAUCACAAUCUGUAUCAAUUUCCGUUUAAUAACCGUAUUUCAUGUCCACGAUCCACUCCAGCUCGGAAACGACAACCAAUUCGCCAACUCCCAUCAGUCCUUUCUCAACCUAUUCAGUUGCUAGUGACGCAACCUCAGAUGAAUCACCCGACCUUGGGGCUUUCACCACCGUCUUUAGGGCCCUCAACCACCUUCAACCACUCGUGCCUCCUCGAGGGGGUGCCCACAUUCACACCCAACUUGAUACACCCAAUUCUACCGACACCGGUCCGCUCUCUUCACUUCCGACGGACUCAGAAUUCAUAGAAGGCUCUACGGUAUGGAACCAGAGCAUGCUAGCGUCUUAUCUCGCAUCCUCAAGCUCCUCACACACACGCUCGACUCUCACCAGCAUAACCGCGAGCCCGCGCCUUCCGAAUCCUGACAACAACUUGGAUGACUCCGGAGAGGAGACGGAGGGCGAACUUGAACCUCAUAUAUUCACAUUCACGGCACCUAGUCGAUCACAGUCUCAUAACUCGGAUGCGGAUCUGAGCCACGAUCAUUCACUUUCAGAUGGCGAUAUUGAUUUAGGAGACCAACCCAAUCUUGGUGACCUCGGUGGCGCGUUUUCUUUCCUUGCGGCGGAGCGUGCUAGGCUUGCUGCCCGUGAUCGUGGUACAGGCAAAGAUAGCUCUACGAGCGAUGGCCCGUGGAGAAACGAGGCAGAACCUCGUCGUACACGAAAGCGAAGAAGAAAGCGUGCGAAAGUAAUUCACAUCAUACAGCGAGAUCGAGAAAAUGUAGAACAGGAGAGCACGAGUCACACCACAGGAACUAGCACAGUACUUGGCGUAUCUGGCACAGCUGAGAUCAUCGCUGUCUCCUCCAACCCAGAGCCCGAACCCGAAACGGAAGAAUCCUCGUCUUCUGGAGAAAAUGCUGCUGUCACUAUUCCUUCCACGCCUGCACACAAGCCAUCAUUAGAUAGGCUACGCCACAGUCGUUCUACCCCAUCAUUGCAUCUAUCACAGAUACCCACAAAUCCUCAAAUCCUUAAGUUACGAUGCCUUGCCCAUAAGCUACGACUCAAGUUCCCGGAGGACUACGACCGCAUCACGGCGUUACUCACGCAGGACUUUAGCGGCGCCGAUUCCGACUUCUCUGACCCCAGGGGUCCAGCACCGAGACCUAGAGAUUCUUUGAUUCAUGUUUUUAUCGACCACUCGAAUAUCCUCAUUGGCUUCUUAACCUAUGCUCGCCGUCACGCCUCACUCUCGGGUCGAAGGCGACGACUAUCUCAUGCAGCCCUCGCGCUCCUCCUCGAACGUGGACGCCCCAUCACGCGGCGUUCCCUAGUCACUUCCUCCCCAUUGUAUCAGCCAACGGACACAGCCGAACAGCUCGGGUAUGAAGUCUGCAUUUUUGUGCGCGUGCCAGACAGUGGGAACGGGCAGUACCGUCGUCCACCAAGUGCCAACACCAAUGCAGACUCAUGGCGCAAAGGACACGUACGAGGCUCAUCAGAUUCUGACAAAGGCGUAGGUGGAAGCGGAGGCGCAGGAUUAACUGCAUCUGGGAGCGGCGGUCCCCGUAAUGGACGCAUCCGCUACCGAGAGCAGGGUGUCGACGAGCUGUUGCAGCUGAAGCUGCAUCAGGCGAUUGCGGAUGCAGACGUGCCGCGCCCGGGUGCGACGAUAGUGCUUGCAACGGGUGAUGGGAACGUGGGGCAGUUCAGCGACGAGGGCUUCCUUGGUCCUGUGCGAAUUGCGCUGAAGAAGGGGUGGCGCGUGGAGCUAUAUGCAUGGGAGGAAGGUUUGAGCCGUGCGUGGAAGAAAGAGUUCGGGGAGGGCACGCCGUGGAAGGAUAAGUUUCGGAUUAUCAAGAUGGAAGACUUCGGGGAGGACUUAUUGGAAGUUGAAUAGGCAAGGAGCGGUGCCGUCAAUAUUUUGUUGGGAUGUAUGUUCUUUUAUUGUUGUGCAUGUUGAGGGUGCUAUUUUAUGCGGGAGUGGCCUUUAUGCUGGCCCGGCGAUAGGUUUCUUUUUUUAUCUUGGUCUGUACCAGCAUCACAAAUUUGCAUCUCAAGCAGCUAGGAAUUACUGUCAUCAAAGGUUAUGUAGAACGUGAGCUAUAUUAUCGUAUAUGUAGUGUCCACCAUGAAUAUUACAAUGUAGCUCUCUAGAAAUUCUGGCCUGUCCGAUAUUAUUCCC
Messenger RNA from Suillus clintonianus, 2365 nucleotides. RefSeq lists its product as uncharacterized. The record is from RefSeq and is a predicted model, not a curated record. The coding region runs from base 218 to 2080 and encodes 620 amino acids. Lineage: Eukaryota; Fungi; Basidiomycota; Agaricomycetes; Boletales; Suillaceae. The transcript has 3 exons.